This is a messenger RNA of Petromyzon marinus (sea lamprey), 10963 nucleotides long. RefSeq lists its product as uncharacterized. Gene Ontology annotation, biological process: extracellular matrix organization. Gene Ontology annotation, molecular function: extracellular matrix structural constituent conferring tensile strength. Lineage: Eukaryota; Metazoa; Chordata; Hyperoartia; Petromyzontiformes; Petromyzontidae. The record is from RefSeq and is a predicted model, not a curated record.
UAUAACCGGCUCCUCUGUCGCUCCCAAUCCUCCCUCCCCAGCACACAGUGGCAGUCAGUUAAUACGUCCUCCUUUUUUUGCAUUGAACUGGAUUUGUAAUUUUUGUAUGGAACGCAUGUACUAUAUGCAUAUAUAAUUAUAGACUACAGUAUAUGUCAAUACUGUAAAGUAUAUAUUUUCAAGACUACAGUUCACAUAAAGACUUAAAUAUGAUGUCGUGACAAAUAAUACGUGUUUCUUUGAGUGUAAGUUUUAAUUUAAUUUGGUAAAAUAAACGAACUUGCUUUUUCAGUAUUUUUUUGGGGGGUAAAAACUGGAAGAUUUAAAUUCAGACACGGAUCUUUUCUUGAAGCCGGAGAGAAGACGAGGAAGGAGAAGAAGAGAGAGCAGCGCGCUGGGCCGAGAUGGGGGCUCGCGGAGAGAGGGCCCUCCUGGCUCUGCUGGUGAUGGUGUGCGUGGUCCCGUCGGCGCCUGUGCUGACAGCUGAGACCGUUAACAUCCUUGAAGUUCUUGGAAUGUCCUCCCUCCCGUCUGGAGUCACCAAGUCUGCGGGAGCUUGUGGUGGCUCCGCGGGCGACGCAACAGCGUUCCACGUGAGCAGGGAGGCCCAGCUGAGCGUGCCCACCUCACAACUAUACCCAGGUGGAAAGUUUCCGCGCGACUUCUCAAUUUUGACAACGCUGCGCACGCGUCCGAGCCUGCGGGCCUUCCUGCUGGCGAUGUAUAGCUCCAGCUCGGUUCAGCAGCUGGGCCUGGAAGUGGGGCCCUCUCCUGCCCUCCUCUAUGAGGAUCAAUCUGGGAGGCCUCCUCCUGAAGAUCAGCCCACUUUCCAGGAAGGACCCCUUAUCAAUGAUGGAAAGUGGCACAGGGUGGCAUUCUCCGUGGAGGGGAAACGCGUGUCUCUCUACGUGGACUGCAAACUCGUGGGAACCCAGAGAUUGGGCCGCGGCUCUUCCCCCCGACUGGACACGCGUGGUAUCAUGGUGUUCGGAACACGCAUACUCGACGAUGAUGUUUACGAGGGAGACAUCCAACAGUUGCUGAUUGUGUCAGACCCAAUGGCCGCAAAGGACCAAUGCACGCACUUCUCUCCGCUGUGCCCCUCGACGCAACCCAAUUCCAAGCCACACUCGCUGCAGGCGCAGGAGCCAGAGUACUCUGCAGAGGAAUUCGCUUAUGAAGACUAUGACUACAACCCCGAGACUGACACCCCUACAGACGCAGCAGGGCCAACAGCUCAAACCGACAGCGCCGACCAGAUAGAUCUAGACACCGAGAGCCAGUACGGCGAAGGGGGACUUGGUACAGAAGACGAGGUGGAUGCUUCAAACCAGGUGGAUGCAGCUUCGACAAGCAACACAAACACGGCAGGGAAGAUGGAUGGGGAGCCCGAGGCACCGUACUCAGUUGACGGAGAAGAUGAUGUUGAUGUUACCAGAGUCAUCGCCAAGCCAUCACACAACCAGUCACUUGAUAGCAAUGACAUCACACACUCAGACGACGCCAGGCCUGAGGAGGAGGACUCAUUUUCCGAAGAGUACACCGGCACCGAUUGGGAGAAGACGCUCGAAGACGAUCGAGAUGCCGACUAUGGCACGGGGAAGAACGGCAGGGCUGAUCACGGCGACGAUGAUCUCGAUGGCACCGAUUAUGGGAAGCACAAGACGUCGCCUUCAAACCAGGAAUAUGACUAUGACUAUGGCCUCGGCGAGGCCAUCCCCAGUGAAGGUCCGCAGGCCGCUAACAGCUGGGAGGCAGCGGCGCGUGUAUCGGGAGAUUUCGGAGAGAAGGGACAGAAGGGAGAGCCGGCAGUCGUGGAGCCCGGGAUGCUCAUUGAAGGACCACCAGGGUUUGAUGGCCCCCCAGGAUAUCCAGGCCCUCCUGGACCUGUUGGGCCUGCAGGACCUUCAGGAGACAAUGGUGAUCGGGGCCCCUCAGGGCGUCCGGGCCUCCCUGGUGCUGACGGCCUGCCUGGGCCGCCUGGAACCAUGCUCAUGUUGCCGUUCCGAUUUGGAGGAGACCAGGAGAAGGGACCUGUCUCAUCACCACAAGAGACUCAAGCCCAAGCCAUCUUGCAGCAGGCCAGACUCGCUAUGAGGGGCCCGCCGGGUCCUCUGGGAUUAACGGGACGGCCUGGUCCUGUGGGAUUACCUGGCAAUUCUGGGAUGAAAGGAGACGGAGGAGAUAUGGGGCCUCAGGGUCCAAGGGGCAUUCAGGGACCAAUGGGUCCUCCAGGAAAGUCAGGAAAGCGGGGCCGGCCAGGUGCUGAUGGAGGUAGAGGAUUGCCAGGAGAACUUGGCUCCAAGGGGGACCGAGGGUUUGACGGAUUGCCGGGUCUGUCGGGUGAGAAAGGAAACCGAGGUGAUCCAGGACCCCAGGGCCCUGCCGGAGCUGCCGGGGAGACCGGCGAGAGGGGGAAAGAUGGCGAGAUUGGUCCCCGAGGACUGGCAGGAGAUCCGGGUGAGCGUGGGUUGCUGGGCCCUCGGGGACCUCCUGGGCUACCAGGAGCACCGGGUGCCAGGGGUUUAGAUGGACCAUCUGGACCUAAGGGCAACAUGGGCCCACAAGGAGAGUCCGGUCCUUCAGGCCAGCAAGGCAAUCCUGGUUCCCAGGGUUUACCUGGGCCUCAAGGGCCCAUAGGUCCACCUGGUGAAAAGGGUCCAGCAGGAAAGGUUGGCAUUCAGGGCCUUUCUGGAUCUGACGGACCCCUGGGACAUCCUGGGAAAGAAGGCCCACCAGGGGAGAAAGGGGCACAGGGACCUGCAGGUGCUCAGGGUCCCGUGGGCUACCCAGGACCACGUGGCGUCAAGGGAACAGAAGGGGUUCGUGGUCUUAAGGGGAAUAAAGGUGAAAAGGGUGAAGAUGGCUUCCCAGGAUUCAAAGGUGAUAUGGGAGUGAAAGGUGACCGGGGCGAGGGCGGCCCUGCAGGAGUAAGGGGAGAGGAUGGACCAGAGGGGCCCAAGGGGCGCGCAGGCCCUCCUGGUGACCAGGGUCCAGCUGGCGUGGCAGGAGAAAAGGGCAAGCUGGGAGUCCCAGGACUACCUGGGUAUCCAGGGCGUCAAGGACCCAAGGGCUCCACGGGUUUCCCAGGUUUUCCCGGAACAAAUGGCGAGAAGGGUGCGCGAGGCUCACAUGGAAAACCUGGACCCAGGGGACAAAGGGGACCCACUGGUCCACGUGGGGAGAGGGGACAAAGAGGACCCACAGGCAAGCCAGGAGCCAAGGGAUCGUCCGGAAAUGAUGGCCCACCCGGGCCUCUCGGAGAGCGGGGUCCUGAUGGAGCUCAGGGUCCUCUGGGCCCCCCUGGACCUAAAGGCCCCCCUGGUCCAGCUGGAAAAGAUGGAUUGCCAGGACACCCAGGCCAGCGUGGAGAAACGGGAUUCCAAGGCAAGACAGGACCCCCGGGCCCCGCGGGAGUCAUCGGGCCCCAGGGCUCCACUGGUGAAACGGGUCCCAAUGGAGAGAGAGGCCACCCAGGGCCACCAGGGCCCCCGGGGGAGCAGGGCCUGCCAGGCUCGGCUGGAAAAGAGGGCGCGAAGGGAGACCCUGGGUUGGUAGGCAUUGCUGGAAAGGCUGGGCCACCUGGAAUUCGAGGAUUUGCUGGAGAUCGGGGUAUCCCUGGAGCUUCUGGCCCUGCAGGCCUGAAGGGAAAUGAAGGCCCUCAGGGAGCACCAGGACCUCUGGGCUCCCCGGGCGAGCGUGGCCCGGCAGGCGUGGCCGGGCAGAUUGGCCUUCCAGGACGACCUGGGCCUCAGGGUCCUUCUGGGCCUGCUGGGGAAAAGGGAGCACCAGGUGAGAAGGGCGUCAUGGGGCCUGCUGGGAGAGAUGGCAUCCAAGGCCCUGUCGGGUUACCAGGCCCAGCGGGACCUGCUGGACCCCCGGGAGAGGAUGGAGACAAGGGUGAGAUUGGGGGACCGGGACAAAAAGGGAGCAAAGGAGACAAGGGGGAAUCGGGCCCUCCUGGACCUGUAGGUCCUCAGGGAGUGGUGGGACAGCCUGGCCCAGCGGGAGCGGAUGGAGAGGCUGGUCCAAGAGGACAGCAGGGCAUGUUUGGCCAGAAGGGCGAUGAGGGACAUCGAGGCUUCAAUGGGCUCCCAGGACCAACGGGCUUGCAGGGUCUCCCAGGGCCGCCAGGUGAAAAGGGCGAAUCUGGAGAUGUCGGGCCAAUGGGUCCACCUGGUCCUCCAGGACCGAGGGGACCUCAAGGGCCCAGUGGCGCUGAUGGCCCCCCUGGGCCGCUUGGUGGCCUGGGAACUCACGGAGCCACAGGAGAGAAGGGAGAAGCAGGGGAAGCUGGUAAUCCUGGAACCCCGGGAGAGCCUGGCGGAUCGGGCGGCAAAGGCGAACGAGGAGAAAAGGGCGAAGCCGGAUCGCCGGGCGUCGCUGGGCCUCCUGGCCUGAAGGGGCCUCCGGGAGAUGACGGGCCCAAGGGCAACCUGGGCCCGGUCGGGUUCCCAGGAGAUCCGGGACCCCCUGGGGAGCCUGGCGUGGCUGGUAUUGACGGAGGACCCGGAGAGAAAGGAGACAACGGAGACCCAGGCGCCGCAGGUCCGCCAGGUCCAUCUGGAGAGGCUGGUCCCCCGGGGCCUCCUGGCAAGCGGGGGCUACCAGGAGCAGUUGGAUCCGAGGGAAAGCAAGGAGAGAAGGGUGCAAAGGGGGAGGGCGGUGCGGAAGGCCCUCCAGGCAAGACAGGACCUGUGGGGAAUCAAGGCCCACCAGGAAAGGCCGGGCCUGAAGGACUGCGGGGAAUACCAGGCCCAGCGGGAGAUCAAGGAUCCCCAGGUCCAUCUGGGCAGAAGGGACCUCCAGGUCCUAUGGGUCCACCGGGGCUGCCUGGACUAAAGGGGGAUCUUGGAAUUAAAGGAGAAAAGGGACACCCUGGGCUGAUCGGGUUGAUCGGACCUCCUGGAGAGCAGGGAGAGAAGGGAGACCGUGGGCUCCCCGGGACCCAAGGAACACCCGGCAACAAGGGCGACACGGGUAUCAAAGGCCCCGGUGGCCCGCAGGGCCCCCCUGGGCCUCCUGGCCUCGCUGGACCCCAAGGCCCAAAAGGAAAUAAAGGAUCAACGGGCCCCGCCGGGACAAGAGGAGACAUGGGCCCCACAGGAAUGCCCGGACCCCCGGGUCCUCCAGGUGAGGUGGUCCACCCACUCCCCAUGCAGUCUGCCAAGAAGACGCGGCGAGCUGCCCAGGAGCAAGACGAGGACCCCCAGAGCUACUUGGAUUACACCGACGGGAUGGAGGAGAUAUUCGGUUCUCUCAACUCUCUGAAGGUUGAAAUUGAACAGAUGAAGCAACCAUCCGGAACGCAGGAAAACCCCGCACGAACGUGCCGAGACCUGCUCAUGUGCCACCCUGACAUGCCCAACGGAGAGUACUACAUUGACCCUAACCAAGGCUGCUCACGCGAUUCAUUCAAGGUGUUCUGUAAUUUCACGGCUGGAGGGGAGACAUGUAUUCAACCAGAUGUCAAGUCGGCAAGGGUAAAGAUGUCGACCUGGGCAAAGGAGAAACCAGGAGGCUGGUACAGCAACUUCAAGGGAGGAAAAGAGUUUUCGUACGUCGACGCAGAAGGCUCUCCCCUCGGUGUGGUUCAGCUGAAGUUCCUCCGGUUGCUCAGCGCCCAGGCUCGCCAGUCACUCACGUAUUUAUGCCAGAGCUCUCUGAGCAGCAUUCGUCUGCGUGGAGCUGAUGAGUCCGAGAUUCUGAAAUCGGGCGCCGCGACAGAAGCCACGGCAGCUGGAGAUGCUCACGGUGCGACUGGACCACCAGCCGCAGCAGACGUCAUGUUCGACAGUUGUACGGGAAGGGGUGCCGGUCGUGCAGAGCUUCUCAUCACGACCCCCAGAGUGAACCAGCUCCCAGUGAUGGAUGUCUCCGUGACAGAUUUUGGGAAAAGUGAUCAGCGAUUUGGAUUUGAACUUGGCCCGGUUUGCUUUAAGGGCUAACUAAAAAAAAAAGGUGACAAUACUGACACUACACACAUUAAACAUUUUCUGUCACGUCACGCGCACACGCUAAGCAACGAUAUCUCCACGGUCGUCAUUUACGCACGACGUGCACGAACACGCUGCACGUAACAUUGGUUUUGCAUCACGUGUGUACAUAACUGGAAGGUACCUUGCGGCAACCCACCUCAACCCAAUCAGAUCAAGACUUAUUCCAAUGAGCCAUGAUUUGGAACGAGAAGCGUGUGUUUUAAAGUACCCACGCACCACACGGGCAUGCAUAUACGCAAGAACGCAUGAACAUUGACACUCGCAUUCGAGAAAACACCUGGGCACGGUAAACAUGCCCAUGUCUGUGCCGCACACCGACGUUCUAGCAACUAAACCACACGGAUCAUAUAUGUAUGUACAUUCACCUCCCCACCCAGGUGCAUACAUGCAAUCUUACAUUUAUAACCCGUACCGAUGAAUAUGUUUAGUUUAAAUGUGCACAAAUGUAUAUAAACGUAUGUGUGGUUUAUCAGACAAUAUAGAUGGACACUCAAAACAGACAUGUGCUUGCAUACACGACCCAGUGAAUCCCAGAGGGUAUAAGCUACGAACAGCCCGUCAUCUCAAUCGUACACCGUUGCUUCAGCAACUUCCCCGAUUGGCGCAUUGUGCACGUAGUGGCCAUGCGGAGCAGUGUCGGAUAUGUCACGGCACCAACGCUGCAGUCUCCUACGACACAGUGAACGUUCAUAAUCCACAACACCCACGCAGUAGGCAAUCGCGACACAUUGAGAGCCUCCUCUGAGAUUAUUUAUUUUCACUUGCUGCACGUGACUUGCAAUUGUGGUAGAUGGCAAGAAAGAUGCUGCCUUGGAACACUGCCACGCUCGGGAUGCAUGCCACACUACCCUUAACUUCUUGACAUUGUUUUCCGAACCGCAUUUGAUUUGCAAUAGCAUUCAGAUCCUAUAAUGAGUUAAAGGCUUCCAUCCAUCUCCACAAUUAAACAUUAGCUCUCCCACUGCAUAUUGCGCAAGGUUAAUAUUGAUGCACUCUAGCUUGCGCUGAAUCAAGUUUUUUAUCCUACAAUCAUAGCAAAUAUUAAUUAAAACUUUGUAAAACAUAGCACUAGCUUUGAAACAGCACCUUGAUUCAUAAAUAUGUUGGUGCCACGCACAGUGUUAACAAAGGGACAGAAACAUGCGAGUUCCCGUCAAUAUUUUGUGUUGAGCCUGGGUUAAAAUGAAUGUUUUCAAUGUUUAUGCCCCAACAUUUGUUAUGGAGUGGCUGUUUUGAUUAAGAAAGGAAACGCCUCACCAAUAAGUGAACCUUAUAAGUAACAAGUUCAAAAUUCGUUUAGCUGGUGGUCACAUCUGAAGUGUCCGUUAAAUGUUAUGGUUUGGCACGCAUAGCACGACAAUUGAAUGGUGUUUAAGCACAGCUCUUACAGUCUCUUAAUCUCUUUCGCUACAUUUUAUGAAGUUAUUUUACAACUCGACUCGUUCGUUAAAAUGUGACAUGGCUCUACGUGUAAUGCAUUGGUAACCAAUUAAUCUUUAACUGCUGAAUCACUUUUACAAAAGCCUUAUUAACUAAGAGACUGUCUUUUGGAGUAAAGGGCUCGUGAUGGCUAUUCACUCAGUUUUUUUAUUUUGGUAUAGCCCUGUGAGCCAUUCGGCUCUUGAAUCGGGUGCAACUACAACAAACAAACAAACAAAAACACGAACAAGAAAACAUCUUAAAGUGACUAUGUGACUGUGCAAACAGAAAAUCCAUUAAAAAAAACAGCAAAAUAUUCCUGAAAAAAACACCGUACACCAAUGCUGUGUGCAAAAAAUCCCAGUGGGAUGCAAGUCAAACAACAACAACAACCACAAGAAAACUUAGAUUAAGGCCAUCAGUCUAACUACAUACUACAACAAAACAAACAUGUCUAAACCAAAAAAAAACGUUUUCGAUUCUUGUACGGCCAUUUUUGUGCCAGCAUUGCACAUCACUCAAGACUCUCAUUAUGAGUGCAUGACGGGAUAACACUUGACUGGAAUACAUCACUCCAAUGUUGCUAGAAUCCGAUCUUUAGCCCCGUUGCUUUUGGAAACAAAAUUUCACGAACUAAUAUCAUUCACCUACAGGGUCAAUCUUAACACAAAGUUAUGGUCACUGAAACUGAGCAACAAAUUAAUUGAAUUGCGAGUGAUCCCAAUGUAACUUUAAGGCCUGUCAGUGAUCCUUCUAAGCAGGCAUGAGUUGAUAUGUUAACUGGUAUACUCCAAGUGGACAGGCAAACAAAUAAUGAUCACCUCCAUUUACACUGUCUUAUGAACCGAGACAUAUAUACACUUUGGGCAAUGACUCCACAUUCCGAGCAAGAAAAGACAAUUCAAGUUCAUGUUCAAGUUUGUUUUUGUUUAACCAGGUCAGAAGCCAAGAGUCCAGGAUAGAAGAGCCUUAUUUUCAAGAGUGACCUGAGUCACCAGUGACAAGAGCAAUACCAUUCAAGCAAAGUACAUCAGUUAAGCCAAUACUGUAAAGUCAGAGCAAAAAUAAUUGCAUAAAAUUAGAAGAAAGAAAAAAACAACUACAUGUAAAAAUCGGAGCAAAAACAACCGACGAUUGAAAUGGUUAAAUAGUUUACCUCCUAUUACCUGUACAGUGUCUCCAUCGAUCCAAUUAAGUCGCUCAUUAGGCAGCCACUCGGACUAAAGUGCACCCACAGUGGAAUGCAUCCAUGACUUGCCUGCACACUUAAUGAGACUCGCUGGCAUUCACUAUAACUCAUCGCAGUAUCAUUUAUCGAGCGUAUGUUAUAUAUAAUUUCAGUCGGAUUAUUCUGUUAACUUUCAGUUCCGUUUGUCUCCCGGCAUUUAAACGUUGGCUACUGUUUUUGCUUUAUAAUUGGAAGGGCAUUUGUGUUGCAGCUCCAUUCACAUCAUGGCAGUUUUUAUUGCAUCCUUGUUCACAGCAAGUUAUAAACUGAAAUACGGAAUGUGCAUUGUUUGUUUAUAAGGGGCAACGUCAAACGCCGCCGUCUCCCCGUGCUCAACUACGCAUUGAGCAGUGCUCAUUUCCUUUGGCGAUUCUGAGCCAAAACGAUGGGAAUUCUAUAGUUCUCUGGCGAGGAGCUGUCUCUGUAUCGGAAAAUCAGCGUGGGCUUACUAAGCGGUGGUGCCGACCUGGUGGUGCUCGUUUAAUCAACGCGCGGGGGAUGUGAUUUAGCACCCCGGCGGAGAUUUAAAAUCGCAGUCUUAAUAUUGGGAACAAUGAACGCUCACCCAACCGAGUGUGACUCUUAACACCUUUUCACGAGGCAAUGCUGUGAUGGUGAUACUGUUACUCGCCUGUACAUACGCUCACUGUGAGAUUGUACAUGCACACGUGUGUCGUAUGAUUAAACAUAUUAAUUUCUUCACUCGCUGUGGAAACGAAAUGGCUACAUCGUGAUGGGAUGGAUUUUCUGUGAAAAAGUAACUUUUUUCUCCAUGCGGGGCCAGCACAGGGAAGUAAUUAAGUUGUGUUAUCAUCAACAUAAAGUUAUAUCUUUUGAAAUGUGAUAUGCGUGGUUGCCAAGGCAAUACAAUUUAACAAAUAUAUUCUUUCCUCCAGAAAAGGUCCAAGACCCCUCUGACUACUGUGGAUAUCAUGUUAUCAUUCUUCACGGUUAUUAAGUGCGACAUCUCUCCACACAUGACAAUGAAAAACUACAGGCCUGAACAGAAAUCCCGUGACAACUGUGGUGGAUUGCAAGACUCUUGGAUUUUUAAAAAAGUGUUUUUUUAACGUUCAAAGUUUCAUGCACACACACAUACACACACGCACUGCACACACUCUCGUUAUAUAUAUUUAAGUGUAAUAUUCAAGGGCGAGUGAAUUAUGAGCGAUAGAUCAUUAGCAUGUCAAUCGGCUAUGACACUACUUUUGUCUUAAGUGAAAACAAAUUGAAAAGAAAAUUAUGCACAAGCUCUAAGAGACAUUGGCCCUUUGUCAAGAGAUAUUUACUUGAUGGCGUGGCGGAGAUAAUGGCUACAAGGACAUUAGUGACGGCUCUAACAUGGCAAUGCUAUGUGCAGCUCCGUGACAUGUCCGAGCACGCAUCACUAGUAUGUUACAGGCAUGUUUUUGCAAUUUAAAUUCUUUUUAAAAGAGCUGUGUAUACUUUGUAUAUUUUUACUUUGGCGCUUUGUAAUGUCUGACAAUGCAUCGCUAUUAUUACAGAUCAUUACUGGAUUUGUAGAACGUAGAAUAAGUCCCAUUGUUUCCUCCAUGAAUCGAUGAUUCUAUUUCCCAUUUUACCCAGGAGAUGAAAUGUCCCAUGUUUUGUCACUUCAAACUGAACGCCCGAAGUGUGUUUCUGCCCAUCCCGCCAAAGUGGCGCGGUGAACUGCCAGCUUGAGCGGGCUGCUCGGCUCGGCACCGUUCCGGCCACGUAGUCGAGUUGGUGCUCGUUUCAGUGUGGCGAUUGGCUGUGAACAACACUUUACAAAAGCCCCGGUUGAUGGGGAGGCAGGAGUCAAUAUGUUGCAUUAUGCUUAUAAACAGGUAAAUGUAGAAACACCCAUUCAACAACUAGUAUUGAUAUAUUAAUGGAUAUGCAAUGUGCUAAUGCAUGUUUGAUAUUGGUGCUCUGCUUUGAAUUGAAGAUCAUGGUUCACGAAAGAAUAAAUGUUUUUAAAACACACUCUAGCACACAAAACUUGAAUAUACAUAUUUGAAAUUAUGUAUACAUCUAUAGUCGUACAUUUUUAUGUUUACCUCAAAUUAACUGAAAUGAAAAUAAGUUUUAAGGUUGGCUGGCGUGACACAUUACAUAAGAACAAAUUGUCAUAAUGCAAGGCAAGGUUUUUUUUAUUACAUCUUAAUCUGAUCUGCACUUGUUCUCAGCGUAUUUCACAAUUUACGCUCAUGCACGAGGAACUUGGGUGCCAAGGAUCUGGAAGAAGUAAUAAUUGCUCCUCAGCCGACCGUGUUCAGGGGGACAGAAUGAAGUGUAGGUGCUAUAAAAGUAUACACUGCUCUUAAAAAAAAAA